AUGGACGAGGAAGAAAUACUUCGAGCGUCCAUGGGAUUACCAAGAACCCCGAUAAGAGGGAGGAGCUCAAGCUUGGGCCGACCCUCCACAUACACCGAAGAAAUAGAAAUACAGGAAGACCAACAACAAAAAAUUGAGGACCAACAAACAAACUUAGACAAACCUACAGGAGAACUAAUCAUGGACAAUGCGACCAAAAUUCAAAGACUUAGAGACCAAACAAUCGCCUCUAUCUCAAGAACAACACCGGAAGGUAGAGGAAAGAUUCAAUUUAACAGUAAAGACCGCCUAGCCGUACUAGAGAACACAGAUGCAAUAAUCAGCAUCUACAACCAGUUAAUAACGCAUCUAUACCUACAAGAAAACAAAAUUUCGAAUCUACACGACCAGCUCAUCAUACAUCUAAACAAUAAAAACACGUCCGAAUAUGAAACACACAGCACACAACACACACGAACACAAAAUGCUUUUAAAAGAGGUACACGACCUAAAACAACUCAUAGUCAACACACACAACACCAAAACACACACACCAACACCUACACCAAAACAAACACACAAUCAAGCACCAGAAACACAGCACACAACUACACGGACCUCGCAACAAAGACACCCAACACCUACACCAACACACCCAACACCUACACCAACACACCCAACACCUACACCAACACACCCAACACCUACACAUACAACAACACGAACGACACAGGAAUCAAAACACACGAUACCGCCGAAACAACAACGGACACACCACAAACAAAGACGUACGCCACAAUAACGAAAACAGCAAACGAAAAACCUAAGGAACAGCCAUGGACAACCCCCAAAACUAAAAGACGAUACGAUACAAUGAUCAAACUCAAACAAGGAGACAUAGGCAAACUAAUGGACGAACUAAGACACACCAUAAAACCAAAGGACCUAGAAAACAUGACAAUUCAACGUACAAAAGAUGACAAUACAAUAAUUAUAACGACCGAAGACAAGGUCAAACAGAGAAUUUAA
Messenger RNA from Diabrotica balteata, 1008 nucleotides. NCBI's taxonomy places the organism in Eukaryota, Metazoa, Arthropoda, Insecta, Coleoptera, Chrysomelidae. The record is from the annotation of a GenBank genome assembly.